Messenger RNA from Physella acuta, 441 nucleotides. Its product is annotated as exoskeleton protein RP43. The record is from RefSeq and is a predicted model, not a curated record. Lineage: Eukaryota; Metazoa; Mollusca; Gastropoda; Physidae.
AUGAGAUACACCUGGACUAUACAGGGCAAUGCUGACAGUUAUAUUCUCCUUGAUAUUUCAGACAUAGGAGAAGAUUCCCAGUAUGGUUACUUAAGAAUAUACGACGGACCCACAACAUUUUCACCGAUGUUUGGAAAUUUCUGCUCGUCAGUACCACCAGGGUUAAUGGUCUCAACAGGAAACUCUAUGUUCAUCGUGCUCAAACAGCAUGGUCCCAAUACAUAUAAAGGCUUUUUCGGAAAUUAUGAGAUACGGGGUAGCAAUGUCUAUUUGAACGAGUCUCAAGGUAAUUUCACAAGCCCUCAGUAUCCGCUAGGUAGCACUGACAACAUGCUGUACAACUGGACUAUACUAGCUGAUAUAGAUAGUUACAUUAUUCUUCAUGCUACCAGGAUUAAUGGCAUCAACGGGAAACUCAAUGUUCGUCAUGUUAAACACUAG